GCGAGACCCCUCAGCUUCCUCCUCGAGUCCCCCACUCCGGUGUCACCAUGUCUGAAGAGAGCACUGCAAAGCACGUACCCGCGCAGAGCGAGGAGCUGGAGCAGCCGCAGAACGUGGUGAGCAGGGUGGCCAACCUGCCCCUGGUCAGCUCCACCUAUGACAUGGUCUCCACUGCCUACACCUCCACCAAGGACAAUCACCCCUACCUCAAGUCGGUGUGCGACGUGGCCGAGAAGGGUGUGAAGACCCUCACCUCUGUGGCCGUCAGUGGGGCCCAGCCCCUCCUCACCAAGCUGGAGCCCCAGAUUGCAACAGCGAACCAGUAUGCCUGCAAGGGGCUGGAUAAGCUGGAGGAAAAGCUGCCAAUUCUGCAGCAGCCCACGGAAAAGGUAGUGGCAGACACCAAGGAGCUGGUGUCCUCCACAGUCAUGGGGGCCAGAGACACUGUCUCCAGCACCGUCAGUGGGGCUAAGGAUGCGGUGAGCAGCCGUGUGACUGGCGUGGUGGACCUGGCCAAGGGCGCUGUGCAGGGCAGUGUGGAGAUGACCAAGUCAGUGGUGAACAGCAGUGUGAACACAGUCCUGGGGUCCCGAGUGGCCCAGAUGGUGGUCACAGGCGUGGAUGUUGUGCUGGGGAAGUCGGAGGAGCUGGUGGAUCACUACCUGCCCAUGACAGACCAGGAGCUGGCUAAGCUGGCCACAUCAGUGGAAGGCUUUGAAAUGGCCUCAGUGGAGGAGCAAAAGCGGCAGCAGAGCUACUUUGUGCGCCUGGGCUCCCUGUCCAGCAAGCUGCGGCACCGGGCCUACCAGCACUCCCUGGGCAAGCUGCGCUGUGCCCGGCAGAGCACCCAGGAGGGGCUGGCCCAGCUCCACCACACCAUCGAGCUGAUCGAGCAUGUCAAGCAAGGGGUAGACCAGAAGCUCCACAACGGCCAGGAGAAGCUGCACCAGAUGUGGCUGGAGUGGAGUAGGAGGCAGCCGGGUGGGAGUGAGCAAUACGACGCUGCCCACCCUGAGGUGGAGUCCCGCACCCUGGUCAUGUUCCGUGGCAUCACCCAGCAGCUGCAGGCCUCCUGUCUGGGCCUCAUGGCCAAUGUCCAGGGCCUCCCUGUGAGCAUCCAGGACAAGGUGCGGCAGAUGCGCCACCACAUGGAAGAGCUCCACACGUCUUUUUCAGCUGCCCACUCCUUCCAAGACCUGUCCAGCACUGUCCUGACCCAGAGCCGGGAGAGGGUGACCAAAGCCCGCGAGUCCCUUGACGAGCUGCUGGACUACGUGGCGCAGAAUGCCCCCCUGCCGUGGCUUGUGGGACCUUUUGCACCUGUGCUGGUGGAGCACCCGGAAAAUCUGGCCACGGGGAUGGAGAAGAAGGAAGAGGAAGCUACUGGCCCAGCCCAGAGGGGGGAAGAGCAGCCAUCCCCGCUGGCCUCUGAGGCCUAGAAGGCUCCUUGAAGUGAUGGAGUUGGCUUCUUGCAAAGGACAGAGCUUCUGUGUGGCAUUCAUGUGUCUAACCUCAUGUCUGGGGGAGGGGGUUUGUCUUGUAUUUUUUUUUUUUUCUUACUGGCUGGGAUAGGUGGGUAGGAACAAUAGGGAACCUGAUAGUCCCUCAAAUCAAGUAGCAAAACUAGCCAGGACUGAUGCAUCGGAGCUGCCUGUGGCUGAGGUAGCCUCACUGAGAUGCUCCAGCCAAACAGCUUGGCACAGAUGCUGCUGCCUUAGUCUUGUCUGAGCUCUGGGGGCCUGAGCCCCAAUGCAACACCACAGUGUCUGGACUGGGGCUGCGGCUCUGACCUGCUCUUAACCAGGGCCUAGGGCAUGUUGGGGUGGCAGGUCCAGGAAAUGGGCUCUACUUCUGGUGAGCUCUGGCAGCCUUUGCCUUUCCCAAGGGCUAUGAGACUUCAGUCAUCUGGUGUCUCGUCCACACUGCUGCUCCUGCUUUCUGCAAAGCUUGCCCUAGGAUGGACAUCAUCUCCCUGCCCCCUCAACAUCUUCAGGGGCCAGUUGUGAGCUCUUCAGGUUGCUGCUGAAGCCUUGUGCUCCUCUGAUCCAUCUUGAAGCCAUUAAAGCCAACUGCCUGUGAAACAACCUGGCUCCAGCACGGCAGUGAUGACUCAAAGUGCUGCCAAAGGGGCACAGUUGGUGCCCAGUUCUCCUCUCCCAAAGGGCUUGAUUUGGGCAGUGAGCAGUUAUCUGAUCUGAUCUUCUUCCUCUAAGUGCCAUUAACACUUUCUACCUUUUGUAGAACCAUGACUUUUUUUUUCCUCUCUCUUCCAGAAUAAAAUCUCUUUGCAUUCAC
Messenger RNA from Gavialis gangeticus (Gharial), 2295 nucleotides. Its product is annotated as perilipin-3-like. The record is from RefSeq and is a predicted model, not a curated record. The coding region runs from base 48 to 1439 and encodes 463 amino acids. The transcript is spliced from 8 exons. NCBI's taxonomy places the organism in Eukaryota, Metazoa, Chordata, Crocodylia, Gavialidae. Gene Ontology annotation, cellular component: lipid droplet; cytosol. Gene Ontology annotation, biological process: lipid storage; positive regulation of triglyceride storage.